Messenger RNA from Penicillium waksmanii, 975 nucleotides. RefSeq lists its product as uncharacterized. The record is from RefSeq and is a predicted model, not a curated record. The coding region runs from base 1 to 975 and encodes 324 amino acids. The transcript has 5 exons. Lineage: Eukaryota; Fungi; Ascomycota; Eurotiomycetes; Eurotiales; Aspergillaceae.
AUGCGAAAACUCGGCGAAAAAAGAGUGACAAGAAUCCAGGCCGCUCAAGUUGCAUUGCUUCCCCAGCCGCAAACCCGAGCAGAAGUAUCACCGGUAACUGACCUCGAGCCCGGUCCACAACCUCUCCAUCUAGGACCCGCACCUGGAAAGAGGUCCAUCACUUCCUUAACUUCGGAGUACACCGGCAAGAAAACUCGAUUGAUGCCACUAAGCCCGCCUCGCCAGAAGACUAUGCAGUGGCAGAGCAUUAUUGGUUCGGGCCUGACAGUCCGAGACGAAUCUCCUUGGGGUACUUUCAGAAAGUACUACGAUUGUGACCUAGCUGGCCCCGUCGCGAUACUGCGGAUUCUCCGCUCUAUGCGCCAUGAGAACCUGGCCUCCAUUCGGGAGUGUUUCCGCACUCCCGAGCUUCUGUACACACUGGGGGAUUUCGGCCCUCUCGUUCUGGAUCAUAUCGUCGUUUUUAAAGCCUUCCCAGACGAGCAGGAGCUGGCAGCCAUAAUGUCUCAGUUCAUUGACGGGCUGUUAUAUCUCGUGGCGAACAACUUCCAUCACACAUCCCUGAAUUGUUCUAGCGUCAUUGUGAAUCUCAAUGGGCAGGUCAAAAUCGCACGGAUCGAUUGCUGUGUUAUCCGGCAACAGGGCACAAUUCAAGCCAGUGACUUGGCACCAGUUUCGAGAAUCAUGAUGGAAUUGAUGCAGAAAUAUGUCAAAGAAGAUGGGGCAAUAGGAAUUGAUAAUCUCGACCGCUGGAGAAGCUGCCCGGCUGCGAUCGAAUUUCUCUGCGCGACGAAUUCGGCAAGCUCUUUUGAGGAACUGAAAGAGCUUUGUUUCCCUCGGACUUUUUCCAUAACGCAACGACUGUUGACGGAAAUUCCAUGCCGCCCAGGGAAUCUCAUCGGACUUGCAUGGUUUGCGUUGAUCUCCGCUCGUACAUUCUACUCGUACACGCCAGGGCCCAUGAAGAACGAUUAA